Brenthis ino (lesser marbled fritillary) is the source of this 504-nucleotide messenger RNA. The record is from the annotation of a GenBank genome assembly. Lineage: Eukaryota; Metazoa; Arthropoda; Insecta; Lepidoptera; Nymphalidae.
AUGGAUUACGGACGCUUGAUAAAUGGAAUGAGAUGGAGUGCUCACGCCUUUGCUUCUUCGGACUUAAAUACGCCGUCAGUGUCGAUCGAAGACGUUUGCGGCAGUGACGAACAAAGUUCAGUGACUAACAACUAUCUAAUAACUUAUCCGGAUGACGAUAGCGAUUCUUCUUCAUUCAACAAAGAGUCUCGUGGGGAGAGUUUAAACGAACCCUCGAAGCUUAAUCGCUACGUAAACCCGCUUUUCUCCGAAGAAGUUUUAAAAGGAGAGAUAACAGACGACGGGGACGUUGAAGAACUAAUGAAGAAUGAAGCAAAAAAGUUGGAAGAUUAUAAGUUUUGCGAGGCAGUUAACGACUUCGACAUUGAGUUGGAGUCGGGGGAGGCGGUGCCCAUAGUUUACUUAUCCACAUCUCGCGCUGCGAAACUGCAACGCGCGCUUCGUCUGUCCGGACUCAAAAAGGUCAGGAUAAUAUUGCAUAUUGUUUUUAAUAUUUAUUUCACA